This is a messenger RNA of Haliotis rubra (blacklip abalone), 2522 nucleotides long. RefSeq names its product mitogen-activated protein kinase 14-like. The record is from RefSeq and is a predicted model, not a curated record. Gene Ontology annotation, cellular component: nucleus; cytoplasm. NCBI's taxonomy places the organism in Eukaryota, Metazoa, Mollusca, Gastropoda, Lepetellida, Haliotidae. The coding region runs from base 421 to 1485 and encodes 354 amino acids. Gene Ontology annotation, biological process: intracellular signal transduction; protein phosphorylation. Gene Ontology annotation, molecular function: MAP kinase activity; ATP binding. The transcript is spliced from 12 exons.
GUCAUCAGAGGAGUCGAUUGCCUACGCAUGCGGAGUUGGGAUUACCAAGCCAUCUAACGGUGAAGAUUUGUUUAAUCAUUUGUGUAAUCCUAUGCCUUGAUGGAGUAACAAGCACUUGCCGUUUUCAGUGGAGCAAUCUAGGAUAAGAGGCGCGUGCAAGUGAGGACAUACUUGCCACGCCCACUGUUCAGGAAAGGGGAAUAUUUGCAGUAUCGCUCAUAAGACAAAAUGAGGUCAAAAUGACUGGUAACUCGCUACGCUUAGAUGAAUAACCGUACCCUCUCGGAAAGGGCAGUGACUCAUGAACCAAACCCGGAAAUACACUCGAUGUUGAAAGAUAGGAUCACAGGGGAAUAAUCGUAUUGAUCGAAGUUUGGAAGAAAAUUGGAUAACCCCCUAGCAGUUAUCGCGAUAAGGAUAAUGUCGAAAGAUCGUUCACCUCCAAAACCCGGAUAUUAUCACACCGAACUUGUAAAUACCCUUUGGGAAGUACCCAACAAAUACAAAAAGCUCAACCCAAUCGGCACGGGAGCUUACGGACAAGUUUGUUCUGCUUCUGUUACCACAACCAUCAAGCAGGUGGCCAUCAAGAAAUUAGCUCGUCCAUUCCAAACGGAGACUCAUGCUAAACGUGCCUACAGGGAAAUACGGAUGCUCAGGCACUUUCAUCAUGAAAAUAUAAUAUCUCUAGUGGAUUUGUUCACUCCAGAUCAGACGUAUGACAAGUUUGGCGAUGUCUACUUGGUGUUGCCUUAUAUGGACACGGACCUGCACGAGAUCCUCAAGCUGCAGUCUCUGUCUAACGACCACAUACAGUUCAUGCUGUACCAGAUUCUCAGGGGACUUAAGUACAUUCACUCGGCUGGCAUCAUUCACAGAGAUCUUAAGCCCAACAACAUAGGUGUAAAUCAAAACUCAGACAUUAAGAUUUUAGAUUUUGGGUUAGCUCGGUCGAGUGCUGAGGAGAUGACUGGGUAUGUUGUGUGCCGCUGGUACCGAGCCCCCGAGAUUAUGCUCAACUGGAUGCACUAUAAUCAGAAAGUGGACAUCUGGUCUGUUGGGUGCAUCCUGGCUGAAAUGAUCACAGGAAAACCCCUGUUUAAGGGCUCAGACCAUAUUGACCAGUUGAACAGGAUACUGCAGCUGACCGGGACACCCAGUGAAGAGUUCAUUGAGAAGAUGGUCAGUGGGGAUGCAAGAAGAUUCAUACGGUCACAACCAAAGUCAAAGAGGAAGAAUUUUUCAGAAUAUUUCCACAAAGCUGAUCCUCAAGCUGUUGCCCUUCUUGAAAAGAUGCUUGACCUUGACCCAGAUUCCCGUAUAACCAUAGAGCAGGCGCUCGCACACCCCUACCUCCGUCAGUUUUACGACCCUGAGGAUGAACCAUCCUCCCCUCACUUUGACAGUUCAUUUGAAGAUCUGAAACAUGACUGUGAAGGAUGGAGAAGGUGUGUAUAUGAGGAGAUCUGCAAGUUUGGUCACUGAAGUCAAACAUAUCAGGGGUUUCUGUCUGUUGACAUCAUACAUCAAUCAACUGGUGCUCUCUCUACACACUUGGUCAUACCACAGCAGAUGUCAGGUCACACUGGAUACAUGGACCCAGUGAAGGAGUGACCUCCAUUGUGGUCAGUGAUGUAAAUACAUACUACAGGAAGGUCAGUACAUGACACAACAGACUCAAAGACAUUAAGUAGUAGCAGCUAAAACAUACUACACAGAUGUCACUGCAGAAAGGUCAUGCCUUCGUAAAGGUCACUGCUGCAAGGUCAAACCACAGUGGAGGUCAUUGCAGUAAGGUCAACAACAGUUGAGGUCACUGCUGCAAGGUCAAACCUCAGUGGAGGUCACUGCUGCAAGGUCAAACCACAGAGGAGGUCAUUGCAGUAAGGUGAACAACAGUGGAGGUCACUGCUGCAAGGUCAAACCUCAGUGGAGGUCACUGCUGCAAGAUCAAACCACAGUGGAGGUCAUUGCAGUAAGGUGAAUGACAGUGGAGGUCACUGCUGCAAGGUCAAACCACACAGGAGGUCAUUGCAGUAAGGUGAACAACAGUGGAGGUCACUGCUGCAAGGUCAAACCACAGUGGAGAUCACUGCGGUAAAGCUGAAACCACAGUGGAGGUCAUUGCAGCAAGGUCAAACCAUGGUGCAGGUGACUGCAGCAAGAUCAUGUCAUAUUGCAGUGGAGGUCAACAGUGAUUUUGCCAAGAGUACAUAUUGUUGAUAAGCAUGGAAAUAUAUGUUAUCAUAGUUAACAAGCUCUUGACACACGUGAUGUUUUUGGAAGGAUUGAAUCCAGAUACACAUGAAUUAGUUACCAAAGAUGGCAGAAAGUAAAGGCUCUUAGAUCUUCAGCAUAAAUGUGUCUUUGGAUUCAUUUAAUCUAUUACCUGAGACUACAAAAAACCUUGUUUUUCCAAACAGUCUACUUCCAUUUGAACCUCCCAGUUGACAUUACAAUGAAGCUGUUGGUUGGCCAACUUGGUGUAUACAAUAUUUUAUAAUAUAAAUAUGAUUAUAAUA